Messenger RNA from Elaeis guineensis (African oil palm), 1018 nucleotides. Lineage: Eukaryota; Viridiplantae; Streptophyta; Magnoliopsida; Arecales; Arecaceae. The record is from RefSeq and is a predicted model, not a curated record.
AUUUGUGGACCCUCCCGUUAUCCACGGUCAAGCCUCUUCCCUCCCGCUGUCCUCCCGUUCUCAAAGGAAACCUCCAGUACACUGUCCAAGAAAACCCUAAUUUCUACAACUUAUCUUUCUUCUUUCUGAAACCCCAAAACCCCUUGCUUCCCUUCUCUCUCCUCUAAUGGCGAUCACCAUCAGAGCGGGGGCGGUCCCCAUCCUCAAGCCAUCCAUUCCCUCUGUUCCUCCUCGACCCCGGACCUUCUCGGUGGCCUCCGAGCCGUCCAAGCCGGCGAGAAUUCGGCCCCUAACUUUGGAAAAGAACUGGGAAAGGGCGACGACGGCGUUGGUCUUCGGGAGUCACAGUUUGGGAUCUCUGAGAAGUGGGAGUGGUCUCCUGGAGCGACCUAAUUUUGACCAGUCGCAGUUCGAUCCCCUUCCUCAAGUUCAAGAAGGAGGAGAUAUAGGACAGUUGCGUGAUAAGAGAGGACUGGGGAGUGGAGACAGCUACAAGGUGUUGCUGAUUGAUCAUGAUCGUCAUACAGAGAAGUUAGUGGUAAAGGCCUUACCACAGGCUGUUCCAAAAGUCACAAUUGAUGAUGCAAGAAAGCUCUUUCACGAAUCUCGGCUGAAAGGUGCCACUGUUGUUAUUGUUACCGUAAAGGAGCAUGCUGAAUUCUAUGCACAAAUGAUGCUAAGGUGGGGGCUGCAAUCAGCUAUAGAGCCAGAUUCAAACACAGCAUAAAUCAGACCUGACUGCUUGGAAUGUUUUUAUUACAAUUGCCAAAUUUGUGCUUCAAACGUGUGGUUCCACACACUGGCAUUUUGAUGUCAGAGCAAAGAGGGUAAACAAUUGAGGGCUUAAGUUCUUGAUGUUUUGGGGUCCAUGUAAUAAAUUACUCUAUAAGAGAUUGAUUCUGAUAUAUGCUUCUUGAAGCUCCUAGGAUCCUAAAUUGACUGUUGUAUAUAAGUGAAGUUUAACUUACAUCUUGAAAGUGAAUGACAAGAAAAUAUUGUGGGCUAUAUUCUUCAGGAA